Dendroctonus ponderosae (mountain pine beetle) is the source of this 5658-nucleotide messenger RNA. It is a transcript of the gene KrT95D, whose product is annotated as phosphofurin acidic cluster sorting protein 1. Lineage: Eukaryota; Metazoa; Arthropoda; Insecta; Coleoptera; Curculionidae. Bases 259 to 2628 code for a protein of 789 amino acids. Gene Ontology annotation, biological process: protein localization to plasma membrane. The record is from RefSeq and is a predicted model, not a curated record. The transcript is spliced from 14 exons.
GUCAAUUUAUCAAUAAAGUUGAUCACUUUACCGUGAUCAGGUUCAUGUCAGUAACUCUGUUGAGUCAGUUGUUGUUAGAAGUGUUUUUGCGAGUUGUCAGUCUUUUGUGUACAUAAUAUUAGUUAAACGUAUAAAUAACCGAUAUGAAAGUGUGUAUGAUUGAAAACACCGGGUUUAUCGGUUUGUCUCAGUAUCGGUAAUUUCGCAGACAGACGAAUUCCAAUUGAUAAUAUAAGGUGAAUUGGUGCAUAUUAGAAAAUGAGUGAAAAACCAAACAAAACAUUAUCUGGGGCGGGUUCUUCCGUUCCACAUAAAAUGAGGCUUUAUGCGACUUGGGUCGAUAGAACACCUUCUAAUUGCAUUCCGAGGCUCUGCACCUUAACGCUAACCAGGCUGCAGAUUUUAAAACCGUUAGGAUCAGAUAUAGCCAGUAUAUCCAUUGCUGUGAAGAUGCAUUCCAGCAAGCGCACAUUAAGAUCCAAUGAACUCAUAAUACCGUCAAACGGUGCACUUGAUGCUUCAUUGGAUGUCACUUUUUGUCUUCAGUAUCCUCAUUUCUUAAAGAGAGAGGGUAACAAGCUUCACAUUUUACUCCAAAGACGGAAACGGUAUAAGAACCGAACUAUUCUUGGCUUCAAAACUUUGGCUGAGGGAAUCAUCCGAAUGGAUCAGGUGCUCCAAAAACCUCUGGAUCUCGAACUUGAACUGACAAAUGAUGGCGGAGGAAAAGAUAAGACUGCUGGACCGUGUGCUCGUUUGUAUAUUGUUCAAAUAAGUUCAACGCCAGUUGACCAGCAGGAGCACAAGGUUGAACGUGAACAUGAUUUCAGUGAUGAAGAUGAUGAGAUUUCUUCGCUUGAGGAAGAAGCCGGAGACUUGUCCGACAGUGAACCAAUCCGUACAAAACUUCCCCAUACAAGACACAAUUUGAAACAACGUUUUGUAUCUUUACUUCGACGAUUUCGCGUUCCAGAUUCUGAAGGGGGCAGAGGUGCAGAUCUCGAUAAUCCAAGUGAUAUUCAAGCUCUAUUUCAAGAAUUGGAAUCGUUAAGUUGUGAUGAAGACUCUGGGGCCGAACAAGAUACUAUGUCUAUUUCCAGUACUCCGAAGCCAAGCUUACGUCCAUUUUUUAGCAGCAGCAAAAGUUUAUUAGAUUCAACACCUAUCCCCUAUAUUGAAACUGAAAGAAUUGGUGAUGAAAAGGCGGCAUCUGGAAGCGAUGGAAAUGCAGAUGUUUGUUUUACGGAUCCAGAAGCUCAAAGCGAUCCGCAAACUGGUUCACCACCUCGUGACCAAGCUAUCAGCGCCAAGAAGCAAGCAUUCGACAACGAAUUUGCUAAUAUAAUUCAAGAGUUAAGCGAAAAGAAAUCUAAGCUGUUCAGAACGCCUGCUGCACUAGCAAAGAAGAAGAAUUCACUUAGUGUGAGUUCAGAUGUUCCGGUCCAAGAAGUUAUGGUAAGAAAAGGAUUUUUGGAACAAAUCUCCAGGCUCCUCCCACCAGAAGAAAACGUUCUACCGGAGUGUAUUACCCUUGUAUUUGGGCCAGACAAUAUUGCCUCUGCCAUAUCAAAUAGACUGACUUCCAUUCAAUCCACGUACAAAGUAUUUCAACCCAUGUCUGCCAUCGAAGUGAAAGUGGUAUUAGCUGCACUCUUUACCAAAAUUCACAAGUAUUGCAAUAAUUGUGCUAAGCCGAGCACGCCAGUAAAAAUUGUGCUUAUUGGAGGAGACAUGCUAAUCGGUUGGUUCGUCCGACCAUUCGUUGAUAUUCUAUCAGGCAAACCGUCCGAAUGGUUAUCAUAUACUCGCAUUUUUGUUGUACCUUUGGGAGCCUGUGGAAUUGCCAGGCAUUUGGCAAUGUUGGAUGUUGUUUAUAUGUCGUUUUUUCCUGCCGAAAUAGAACCUAAAGCGGAUGAAAUUGCUCAAAAGAUUAUUCGGUAUACGUCCGUCCCGCUUUCAGCGCCUCUGGCUCAUCUACCAAUUGGCGAAGCUAUGUUGACUUGCUUUGACGAAACUAGUCAGUUAUUCAUUCCAUUUGUAAAUGAGGUUCGAGUUGGUCCAGCUGAAAACACACUUUCAGCUUCAGUGGAUAUGGAUGAUAUUUGUUCCAGUCCCCCAGCACCGUCUCUCACGCCACCUUCAUCGCCCAAUGUACAAAUACGAGAAUCUCCAUGGGAGCCACUUGAGUUGCAAAUCGACUAUUGGCAACUGCCGAAAUCUAAUGAAAACUUUAUCAAGACUGAAAAAGAAAAGGACAAAGCUAAACAAGACGGGAAGACCUCCGUUAAAGGCGUUUUUAGAGGACUGCAGGCUUCUCCAAAUAGUACAUCUGGACUUUGUGUGAAUAUGCAAAUGGCUAACAAGGAGAAAAAGCAAAAAAUUAUGAGGCUGGGUAAGAAAAAGGAAAAGGACAAAGACACUGAAUCACGGAGCCAAAAUGUGGAGGGAGUCUCGAGACUGAUAUGUUCUGCUCGCGCCUCCCAUACAGCUCCAAUGCGAGUAUACAUUGAUGGAGUAGAGUUCAAUGGGGUCAAGUUCUUCCAGUUAAGUUCCACUUGGCAAACCCACGUAAAAAACUUAACUGUUUCUCUUGUGGGCGUUCCUUUAGCCAACACCGAAAUGAACUGAGGUCUUCGUAAUGAUUGCCAGCUUAUGGUAAAUUUGGCUAUUAUGCACUGGCUAUUUGAAGUGAUAUUGUAUACUGUAAAUAAUUAAUGAAUGUCAAAAUGGACAAUGUUGUAUCAGCAUGCGUGAUGACAUUUUUUUACACGCAUAGUGUAAGAUCUCAUAUAAGACUGUUCACAAGUCAAUAAAUAAUUCAUUGCAAUUAGUUAGUUAUAUUAGAAAGUGCCGUUAGUUACUCUUGUAAAGCUCGAUGUUGUAUGGCUUUUUGGAUUGUUGCAAGCGCUUUUAGACAAUAAAAUACAUCACAUACAGUUAAGAAGCGAAUAUGUUUCUCGUUCUAUUGGAAUUAAAUUGCAAUACAACAUUGUCUCAUAGAUGUUAAUAUUAUAUAAUGUUAGAUGUGACAUUAAAACAGAGACUAUAAGGUUAUUGAAAAUAAUAUUAACUCGUCCCAGAUGUAAUGUUUUCAUGUUUUUUUUUAAUCACAUAACUACCAUUUUAGGCAAGGAAAAUUGAGAAAAUUAAUCAAAGUUCAUUUGUUAUGAAUUAAUGCUCAAUAACUUCGGCGUUUUAUUUUUAAUUUUCAGUGUCUGGUACCCUAUAAUCUGAUAUUAUAGGGUAGGUGAUACAUAAUAGAUAUUAUAAAUAUACAGUGCGCGACACGAUUACUCGCACGUUUAUUAAUACUAAAAAUUUUCAUUAGUAAGCUACACAAACACUAUAUUAAGGAUUUUAACAAUAUUAAUUUAACAUGUUUGUAUUCUACAAUUUAUUUUUUUUUGUAAAGCAAAUAUUACCGCGUUCCAUAUCAAUACCAAUCACUUUUAGAACACUCAAAUAUGCUCAAAUUACUACUAGACAACUGUCAAUCUGUUGACAAGUGGCAUGAUUUUGUGUCUUCUUCGUACCUAGCCACCUAAGAUUCCAAAGUCAAUGAGAGUAAUCAAGUGUGCAAGUGUCGCAUUAAUUCGCGAAUUCAAAAGUCCAGACGCCCCCUGGUGGUUAAACUUAUAACUACAAAUUAAGUAGUAAUUUGACACUUGUUUUGUUGACAUUGGUGUCACAUUUGUGAUUACAUCUGAUUGUAAUUUGUCUUGUUCCAGUCAACUUUCGCAAGCUUUUAAAGAAAUAGAAAUAGAUAGAAAAGUGUGUAAGUAGUUUUAUGUUAUCAAUGUUAUCAACUCCAAUAAAUAAACAAGUCUGAGAAGUAUCAACUGCCACUCUAGAAUGAGUAAUUUGACGUUUCGCAGCGCCACCAUCGGUAGUUGAACUCGCGAAUAGUCGCUUCUAAAAAAUGUUUCCGUUGUGAAGUACGAGUGAAUUAAACGAGUUGUUGGAUGAAUACUAAUAAAAUAUUGUAUCCAAUAACACAUAUGGCUUGCUAAUGAAAAUUUUGACUAUUAACAAAAAAUUGUUCAAAUCUGUUGGUGCGAGUAAUAGUGGCGCGGACUGUUUACAUACGUUGAAAAUCCUGAAAGCAAUAACACAUAUUUUCGGAAAAUAAAUAUCCUCAAAAUUGAUGAAUAAUUUUUAUAUCAGAAGCAGAUAUUUUAUGCCUGUUGAUGAGACAAAUUAUAUUUUUUUUAUAAUAGCUCAUAUACAUACUUUCUCUCUUGUGUACAAAUUUACUUAAUAAGGUGUCUGCUACGGUAAACUUUUAUAACAUCAAACGUACUCGUAAGCUGCAGCAUUAAAAAAACCGCGUUUUAAGCAAGGAAAAACAACAUUCGAAUGCUGUAAUUUUAUAGUUGUCGGAAAAAACAAAUUAGUGAGUCUUUUUGAUCAGCUAGGAAAAUAUAUAGAAACUAUUAGCUUAUAUUUAUAACAAAGGUUCAAUUCCAUGCGACUUAGUUCUGUGAAAUGUUUUUUCGUUGUAGAUUUAACGCUGCAGCUAUAUAUCGAAUUGCAUCCUCCAGAACAUGUUGCUAUUUUAAUGCUGUUAGGAUCAUAUAAAAGUCAUACUUUCAAUAUAUUUUUUUAUAAUUUGACAAAGCUAGCAAAAAGGUAAAAUUAUCCAACCGACUGUAAAAUGUAAACAACGUUGGUUUUUUCUGUUAAAAUAUUUGAUUUUAUUUAUCAAUUGGUGGUUGCAUUAUAUCCUAGUUAAAAAAUGUAUUCGGGCGCUUUAGUCGAUAUCAUAUCAACUUAUUUUAUAAAAGUCUCAUCAACAAAUUAUGAUUGAGUUCAAAAUCUCAGAAAUGCGAGAAAAACGACCAGUUUUCAGAAUAGUCGACGAAAUAAAAUUAUCCAAAAACAAUUCUAGAUACAAAAUAUUUUCAGUAUUAUCCGAUAUAUUUUUAACCAACUAACUAAAUUCGAUUUGGCGUAAGAUUAUUUUCAAUAACUUGUCUUACGCUUCGUUCGACUGUAAACUUAGGAUAUAAGAAAGAUUUUGUAUUAUUUAUUGCUUUGCUUGUUGAUAUCGCGCAUUCAAUUUUGCUUCUAGUCAAAAAUGGACUAUAUGAAUAGUCUCGACGUUGACAAUACAUUGUGUUAAAGCUCAAAGUAGGGAAAUUGUUUACUACACAAAGAGAUUUACCUGUUAUUACUCUUGUACGCAUAUUACAGUCGCAUUACGUGUGAAGCGAUAUUUAGAGCGUAACAGUACAAUACUACUUUUUGUAAUUGACUACUUAGCUCUAGCAAUUCAAUGCGUUGCAGAUGAUCAUAAGUAAAGCUUUGUAUUUACAUAUUUGUAAACUUACGAUAAGAAUACUCUCUAUAUGUGAUAUAGUUUGUAGUCAUUGUUGAAAUUCAUAUCAAGAGUAUGCUUAUAACAAACGAAUAAAUUUUUAAUCAACCGUACUUUAUAGGACAUAUACUAUUUAAGUAAUACUGCUUUAGUGUGCUAUAAGUACUAGGGUUCUCGUUCGUUAAUGUUAAAGGUAUACUCAUAGUUGGGAAAUUGUGCGCAUCAUUUGUAUUUGGGGAUGCCGUAUGUGGAUCGGAGAAGUUGGAAUAUAUUACACAAUGCAAUUUGUUUAUUUUUGUGAUUGAGUUACUUGUAAUUUAUAAAUAAACAUUAUAUAAAGA